AUGCACAGAGCGUGGAUCCUCAUCGUUCUCAUAGAAGAGGGCCUCGCUCUGGCGCAGAGAACUAAAGACUCGUUGAGUGACAAUGGCGUCCAGAGUCCGAACCAGAAUGAUUGUGGCACAUGGGUGCGCACCAUCAAUGGCGGCGUGUUCACAUCGCCAAAUUACCCUAACACGUACCCGCCCAAUAAGGAGUGUGUCUACAUCCUGGAAGCACUGCCCAGGCAACGAAUCCAGCUGGCGUUCGACAAGAACUACUACAUCGAGCCGUCCUUCGAGUGCCGCUUCGACCACAUCGAGAUUCGCGACGGGCCCUUCGGCUUCUCGCCGCUCAUCAACCGCGUGUGCGGGGGCAAGAACCCCGGACCCAUCACCUCCACCGGACGCUUCAUGUGGAUUAAAUUCACCAGUGACGAGGAGCUGGAGGGCCUCGGAUUCCGUAUCAAGUACACGUUCGUUGCGGACCCUGACUUCCAUCUGCACGUUGGUGGACUUUUAAACCCUAUUCCAGAUUGUCAAUUUGAGCUGGGCGGCUACGACGGGGUCAUUCGAUCCAGUCAGGUGGAUGAAACCAAGCGGGUGAAGCCCGGGGACGCCUUGGACUGCAUCUGGACCAUCAGGGCCCCCCCUCAGUCCAAGAUUUACUUGCGCUUUAUGGAGUACCAGAUGGAGCACUCCAAUGAGUGCAAGAAGAACUUUGUGGCCAUCUACGACGGCAGCAGCGCCAUCGAGAAUCUGAAGGCCAAGUUCUGCAGCACGGUGGCCAACGAUGUCAUGCUGGAGACCGGCGUGGGCGUGGUGCGCAUGUGGGCUGAUGAGAAAAGCCGCCUUAGCCGCUUCCGUAUGCUCUUCACCUCCUUUGUGGACCCCCCUUGCUCGGCCAACACCUUUUUCUGCCACAGCAACAUGUGCAUCAACAACUCACUGGUUUGCAAUGGCGUCCAGAACUGCGUUUACCCAUGGGAUGAAAAUCACUGCAAAGAGAAGCGAUCAAGGGGUCUCUUCCACCAAAUUACCAAGACCCACGGCACAGUCAUUGGUGUCUCAUCCGGGAUCGUGUUGGUUCUUCUUAUUAUUUCUAUCCUGGUCCAGAUGAAGCAGCCCCGGAAAAAGGUGGUAGCCCGCCGACCAGGCGUCUUCAACAAAGCAGGUCUGCAAGAAGUCUUCGACCCACCGCACUACGAGCUCUUCUCGCUACGUGACAAGGAGAUGUCGUCUGACUUAGCUGACCUGUCCGAUGAGCUGGACAGCUUCCACAAGGUUCGGCGCUCGUCCACCAUGUCACGCUGCGUACACGAGCAUCAUUGCGGCUCGCAGGGGUCCGUGGGGACGGGCGGCGGAGGCGGUGGCAGCAUCAAGCACAGCCGCACCACAUUGAGCUCCAUGGAGCUGUCCUACCACAAUGACUUCUCCAAGCCACCGCCCAUGAAGACCUUCAACUCAACCGGCACCUACAAGAAAAGCUGCUAUGGCUACAAGCAGCAUGCUCAGACUCACGACUGCGACCAGCAGGUCAUCGAGGACCGCGUCACAGAGGAGAUACCCUGCGAGAUCUACAGCCGAGGCGGCGGGGCCACAGGCGGCGUGGGUAUCGGCGGGGCGGUGGGCAUCACAGGGGGAGUGGCCAUGGCUGGGGGCAUGGGAAUGGCGGGGGGAGUGCCCAUGGCCGGGCCCAGUGGCAUUGCUGGUGGCAUUGGAGGCAGCAUGGGUGGUGCUUGCGGCACCCUCACCAUCCGUGGCAGCAGUUCCCGCAACAGCACCUCAGUGGUUGAUCCCCAACAACGUUCCAUGUCCAUGGACUUCUAG
Messenger RNA from Nerophis lumbriciformis (worm pipefish), 1803 nucleotides. The record is from RefSeq and is a predicted model, not a curated record. Lineage: Eukaryota; Metazoa; Chordata; Actinopteri; Syngnathiformes; Syngnathidae.